Molecule: messenger RNA, 2457 nt
Organism: Brassica oleracea var. oleracea
Lineage: Eukaryota; Viridiplantae; Streptophyta; Magnoliopsida; Brassicales; Brassicaceae
Product: U-box domain-containing protein 35-like
Exons: 10
Coding region: 1-2457 (818 amino acids)
Biological process (GO): protein ubiquitination; protein phosphorylation
Molecular function (GO): protein kinase activity; ATP binding; ubiquitin-protein transferase activity
Source: RefSeq, a predicted model, not a curated record
AUGCAAGAACAGAAGCUACUAUGUAGCUCAAUGGAAUAUCUCGCCCUUCUUCCUCCUUCUCCUUCUCCUUCUUCGUUUCGUACCGUCUUCGUGGCUCUUAGUGGGAGCAGGAAAAGCAAAUAUGUCGUUACAUGGGCGCUCGAAAAAUUUGGUCCAGAAGGAAAUGUUGGCUUCAAGCUACUUCACAUCCAUCCAAGGAUUACUUGUGUACCUACACCUAUGGGAAAUACAAUCCCUAUUUCCGAGGUACGAGAGGAUGUGGUAACUGCAUACAGACAGGAAAUACUGUGCCAGUCUGAACAAGUGCUUACACCUUUCAAGAAAAUGUUCGAGAAGAGAAGGGUUGCAGUAGAAGUUCUUGUGAUCGAGUCAAAUAAUGUGGCAGCCGCUAUAGCUGAAGAAGUUAUUCGGAAUUCAACAGAAAGACUUGUCAUUGGAAGCUCAUCCCGUAGAUUUUUCUCAAGGAGAGUUGAUCUGUGCUCAGCCAUAUCAGCAUUGAUGCCAAACUUUUGUACAGUCUUUGUUGUUUCAAAAGGAAAAUUGUCAAGCGUCCGGCCAGGAUACUUAGACGCAAAUGCAAGUAUAAGAGAUGAUACCUCUAGCAGUUCUUCCCGUCCCAUCUCAGAAUCAACAGAUGGAACUUCAAGUGCACGUGACUCUUCCUCUAGUUCUAUAUCCCUUCCGGUAAGGAGAUUGCAACAUUUAACGACUGCUGCAAGACAAGCAUCAGCUCAAAUGGAAACGAAUUCUGUUGGCUCGGAAGUAACCAUGUGCAUGUCUAUGGAUGUUUCACGUACCAAUAAAAGCAGCAUGGAUACUAAAUCACCUUCGACUCCAGGGUUGAGAGAUAAUGAGGAAAGAAAAAAGGCAAUGAGUUCUUCUUCUAGCAACCUUGAAUAUGGGAACGCCACUCACUCUCGUUCUUCUCAACAAGCUUCCAGCAUGUGUGAUAAUAUAAGUGAACAAUCUUAUACAAGUAACCAGGUAAACCUAAGCUUUGAGGUUGAUAAGUUGAAAGCUGAGCUUAGACACAUUCAAGAAAUGUAUGCCGUUGCUCAAACCGAAAUCUUUGAUGCUUCUCGAAAGCUUGGUGAGAUUAACCAACGCCGGUUAGAAGAAGCCAGAAAGCUUGAAGAGAUAAAGCUAAAGGAGUACGAAGCUAAAGAGUUGGCAGAAAAGGAAAAGCAGAACUUUGAAAAGGCGAAGCGAGAUGUAGAGAGCAUGAGAGAAAAAGUGGAGAAAGAAAUAGCACAGAGAAGAGAAGCUGAGAGGAAAGCCAUUCGUGAUUCUAAAGAGAAAGAGAAGCUUGAAGGCACACUUGGGACUCCCCAGAUGCAAUAUCAACACUUCACUUGGGAAGAAAUUGUGGCUGCAACUUCAUCUUUCUCAGAGGAGAUGAAGAUCGGAAUGGGAACUUGUGGAGCUGUUUACAAGUGUAACAUGCAUCAUACAACCGCAGCUGUCAAAGUUCUGCAUUCCCCUGAAAGUCGUCUGUCCAAAGAAUUCCAACAAGAGCUCGAAAUCUUGAGUAAGAUUCGGCACCCGCACUUGGUUCUCCUUCUAGGAGCAUGCCCGGAGCAAGGAGCUUUAGUUUAUGAGUACAUGGAAAACGGUAACUUGGAGGACAGGCUAUUCCAGGUCAACAACACUCCGCCACUCCCCUGGUUUGAGCGGAUUAGGAUCGCUUGGGAAGUCGCAGCGGCUCUUGUCUUCCUCCACAAAUCAAAGCCUAAACCGAUCAUUCACCGUGAUCUAAAACCAGCAAACAUCUUACUUGAUCACAACUUUGUCAGCAAAGUUGGAGACGUUGGACUCUCAACGAUGGUUCAAGUCGAUCAUUUAUCAACUAAGUACACUAUAUACAAACAAACAAGCCCUGUAGGGACGAUAAGUUAUAUGGAUCCUGAGUAUCAACGCACGGGAAUGAUAUCAUCGAAGGCAGAUGUAUAUUCGUUUGGAAUAAUACUUCUUCAGCUUCUCACGGCAAAACCGCCUAUGGCGUUGACACACUUUGUUGAGAGUGCAAUGGAUAGUGACGAUGGGUUUCUCAAGAUCUUAGAUCGGAAAGCGGGUAACUGGCCAGUUGAAGAGACCCGUGAGUUGACAGCAUUGGCUUUGUGUUGCACAGAGCUACGAGGGAAAGAUAGGCCUGAUUUAAGAGAUCAGGUUCUUCCGGCGCUUGAGAGCAUGAAAAGAGUAGGUGAGAAGGCAAGACAUUCAAUCUCCGGGGUGCCAACACAGCCUCCAACUCAUUUCCUUUGCCCCUUACUUAAGGACGUGAUGAACGAGCCUUGCGUUGCAGCUGAUGGAUACACAUAUGACCGUCAUGCGAUAGAAAAGUGGCUUGAGGAGCACGACACGUCGCCGAUGACUGAUUCACCCUUAAAUAACAAGGACCUUUUGCCCAACUAUACUCUUUUUACAGCCAUCAUGGAGUGGAGGUCUAGACUGAAGUAA